AUGCCUCGACGGACAACAACAGCCUCUACAGCACUAGGCACAGACGACAGCGGCGUUUCCUCCCCCGCGACGGAUAGACGUUCGACGCGUGUGAGGUCGAAGCCGCAGCCGCUGUAUACGCCGCAGAAUACUACACCGGCGGGAAAGAGGAAGAGGGGCGGGGAAGCCUCUGAUGAGGAAGAGAGUGAAGAGGAGGAGGACGAUGAGAGUGAGGAAGAGAGUGAAGAGGAGGAGGAGCUUCGUGAGCCCAAGUCCAAGGGCGGUGCUGGAGGACGUGUCCGUAAAGCUGCCUCUACACCCAAACGCACCCCCGCCCGCACCGGCAAACCCGGCAAGAAAGCUCGUAUCAAUGCGCCUCACACCGAACACGAAGAGUUGGAAGAAAUGGACUCACCCCUUUAUGACGCACUCCUCGACCCGGAUGCCGCCCUGGAGUCCACGAUUAACGAUUGGUUGGAUUCGUAUGCUGAGGCGAGUGGAGAGGCAAUCACGGAGAUGGUCAAUUUCAUCUUGAAGUGUUGCGCGUGUAACACACCCAUUACCGCAUACGACGUCGAAGACGCGGAUUCCGCCACGCAGACACUGGCGCAGAUUCAGGAAGUUGUGAGGGAGAAGGCGAGAAGGGAGUACCCCCUCGUGAGCAAGAAACCCGAGUUCAAGAGGUUUAGGAAAAGUUUGGGGGAUUUCCUGAGGAGGUUGGUGGGGGCUGCGGCGGGGAGGGGCGUGCUUUGGGAUGGGAUUUUGUUGGAGAGUUUACAGACUUGGAUUGGUGCGUUGAGUUCGUCUACGUUUCGGCCGAUGAGGCAUACGUCUACGGUUAUGUCACUCAAUAUCGUGUCGGCACUUUGUGAUCUUCUCGGAAAGCUGAAGAAAGAGGAAUCGACCGCGACCAGGCAGCUCGAGGCGGAACAGAAAAAGGCGAGGGCGAAUGAGACGAAGGUCAAGACGCUUGAGAGGAAGACCGCGGAGAUUGGAGAACAGGUCGAGACUGUGAGUGGGAUGGUGUCGGAUACGUUUGAUGUCGUCUUUGUUCACCGAUACCGUGAUGUCUUCCCGCAGAUUCGGACAGAGUGUAUCCGUGAACUCGGUGGUUGGAUGCUCAAGUUACCGUCCAUGUUUCUGGAGGGACAGUAUUUACGCUACCUCGGCUGGGUCUUGUCGGAUACGAAUGCGGCGACGAGACAUGAGGUCGUGAAGGUAUUGGGGAGGUUGUAUGCUGAUGAUAAUAAUGUUGCGUCUCUGAGGCAUUUCACGGAGAGGUUUAAGCCAAGGAUUAUUGAGAUGGCGGAGAGGGAGGCUGAUACGUCUGUUCGUGCCACUGCAAUCGGGCUGCUCAACAACAUCCGUGCUCGGGGCUUCCUUGAAUCUGAAGAGGUCGAGAAAAUCGCUGUGUUGAUUUUCGAUAAAGAUAUCAAAAUUCGUGCGGCUGCUGCGCCGAUUUUCUUGGCGCAGGUUGCGGAGGGCGUGGAGGAGAAGACGGAGGUUGUGGGUGGUGUGGAGGAGGUUGAGGGCGAGGGUGAGAAGUGGGGGGUGUGGGUCAGGUUUAAGUGUCUUGCGGAGGUGUUGGGGAGGUUUGAUGGAUCUAUAGGGGUUGACACACAAGAAGAGGAGGACGAGGAGGAGAGAGAGAGGGAGGUAGUGAGGUUGGGGGCGGAGGGGAAGGCGACGAGUCGUGUCUAUCUUGCCACGACGGCGUUGUGGGAGGGAUUCGAAGAGAUGCAGGAUUGGGAGAAUUUGGCGGAGUAUCUGUUGUUUGAUCAUUCUGCUGGGGAGGAGGGGAUUUUGUUGCAGGUUCUCAGGGCGAGCGUUAGGAGUGCGAUCACGCACGCUGAACAGACCGCGGCGCAUAACAAGAAGAAGAGUGAUGAGGCGAAGAAUGUUGAGGAGGAGGUGUCGAGGGCACUGGUGGGUUUGUUGCCGAAGUUGAUGCAGAAAUUUGGGGGAUCGCCGGGGACUGCGUCGGAUGUGUUGAGGUUGCAGCAGUUGAUGAAGUUGGAUAUUUAUCAGAUAUUGAGGCAGGAUGCGGCGUAUGAGGCCCUUCUCGAUGAUAUCGGGCGUGCGUUCUUCAAGCAUACGGAUGAAAACGUCUUGCGGGAGGCUGCGGCUGCCUUGUUGCGUGCACAGACGUUCGAGAAUAUGAGUACGCUUACGGAGGCGAAAAUCAUUGAAAUCCAGGAUGAGAGCGUGAGUGGGUUGAGACGUCUUGUCAAGGGGAAGGCAUUGGCGACGGAUGCGUUUCGGGAGGAGGAGUUGAGGGAUGUGGAGACUGCGGUUAGGAGACUGGAGUUGUUGAUUGCUGCGACGAAUUGUUUGAAUUCGAUGGAGGAGGAGGAUGGUGGGUUGUCUGGGGUCAGUGUGCUGGUACAGAUUGUUGAGAGAGGUGUUGCGUUAGAUGAUGAUGAGACUGUACUCAUCGUGUCUGCGAUGAAGAGUUUGAGGUGGUACUUUAUGUGGAAGAUUCAGACGCUGGCUUCUACGUCACAAUCCCCUGCCGACGACCGCGAUGCCCGACAGAUGCGCGAAACCCGCGACACGGUUCUCGAUAUCCUCGUCCAGAUUCUGGCA
Messenger RNA from Saitoella complicata NRRL Y-17804, 2565 nucleotides. Its product is annotated as STAG-domain-containing protein. The record is from RefSeq and is a predicted model, not a curated record. Gene Ontology annotation, biological process: sister chromatid cohesion. Lineage: Eukaryota; Fungi; Ascomycota; Saitoellomycetes; Saitoellales; Saitoellaceae. The transcript is spliced from 2 exons. Gene Ontology annotation, cellular component: cohesin complex; nucleus; chromatin. The annotation marks the transcript as partial. Gene Ontology annotation, molecular function: chromatin binding.